Lycium barbarum (goji berry) is the source of this 1341-nucleotide messenger RNA. RefSeq names its product disease resistance protein Roq1-like. Gene Ontology annotation, biological process: defense response. NCBI's taxonomy places the organism in Eukaryota, Viridiplantae, Streptophyta, Magnoliopsida, Solanales, Solanaceae. The coding region runs from base 1 to 924 and encodes 307 amino acids. Gene Ontology annotation, molecular function: ADP binding. The record is from RefSeq and is a predicted model, not a curated record. The transcript has 2 exons.
AUGGUCGCCGGACGGAGUGGCGGGUGGGCAGAUCUGGGAGAGAGCAGAGGAGAGAUAAAGAGCAGAGGGGAGAGAAAGAGACUUCAAAUUAUUUCACAUUUCCCCGAAAGCUUAGUGGGUAUGAAAUCUCAGGUUGAGAAAGUAACCUCAUUAUUAGAUAUGAAAUCAAAUGAUGUUCGCUCUAUCGGGAUUUGGGGUAUGGGCGACAUAGGCAAGACAGAAAUUGCAAGAGUUCUAUAUCAAAGAUACCGUCAUCGAUUUGAAGCCGCUUGUUUUAUUGGUGUUGGAACGUUGUAUCAAACAAAUGGACUAACAUGGCUUGUACAAGUCGUCAUUUGCAAGCUCUUGGGUAAAAAUAUGACUCUAAAUAGCGAUCACGAAGGGGUGAUUAUUUUAAAGAAUAUGCUUCGCAGGAAGAAAGUUCUGUUAAUUCUCGAUGAUGUAAACCAUCGAGAACAACUGGAAUUUUUGGUUGGUGGGACAGAGUGGUUUGGUAGGGGUAGCAAAAUUAUUUUAACAGCAAGAGACAAGCAGUUGUUGAUCAGUCAUGUUGGGGAUAACAUGUAUGAAGUCCAACUAUUAUCUGAGAAUGAAGCUCUUGAAUUGUUCAGUAGACAUGCAUUUAGAGAAAAAUCACCAUUGAAAGAUUUUAUGGAACUUUCCAAACAAGUGGUGGAAUAUGCUGGUGGACUCCCUUUAGCUCUUAAAAUUUUAGGUUCUUCUGUUUACAAACGAGACAAAAUGCAGUGGAGAGACAUAAUUAAUCGUCUGAAGAGAAUCCCUCACAAUGAUAUUCUAGGAAAGCUGAGGCUUAAUUUUGAUGGUCUGGACAAAGAUGGGAAGGAAAUAUUUCUAGAUAUUGCAUUUCUAGAUAUUACGAGCAUGGGUAAAUAUAAUAAUAAAUCUUUUGUAGAAGAGUACUAAAGAGUCAUGGUUUUCAACUGAUAGGAAUAGAUUACCUUAUCGAAAAAUCUUUGUUAUCAAUCGACAUAUGUAAUACAAUCGUGAUGCAUAAUUUGAUAAGAGAUAUGGGUGAAAAUAUCAUACGGGAGGAGUACAGUAACAACAUAAUAUGGCUUCCUGAGGAGGUUCGUGACCUUUUAACGGAAUGUUGCUAACAGAAAAUGUGGAAAGCCUAUGUAUCCCAACAGUUUACAAUUUUGAAAAUGAUCCUGUCAAUUAUAACAAUAUUUUUCAAGAGGAUGGAAAGCUUACAAGUACUCGUAAUUCGUAAAGGAACCUGUGAUAUCACGCAUCUUCCUUCCAGCUUGCGGUUUAUUGAGUGGGAUGGUUAUCCUUCAAUUUCGUUGCUAAAGCUGUCUUGUCGAAUUUUGGCCAAUA